Molecule: messenger RNA, 2058 nt
Organism: Bufo gargarizans (Asiatic toad)
Lineage: Eukaryota; Metazoa; Chordata; Amphibia; Anura; Bufonidae
Product: zinc finger protein OZF-like
Exons: 5
Coding region: 73-1710 (545 amino acids)
Biological process (GO): regulation of transcription by RNA polymerase II
Molecular function (GO): RNA polymerase II cis-regulatory region sequence-specific DNA binding; DNA-binding transcription factor activity, RNA polymerase II-specific
Source: RefSeq, a predicted model, not a curated record
GUUAGUCUCUUAAGGACCUUUGAUGUCGCAGGACUGUGCUAUAGGCUUCUUAGGUUCAUCCUUUUAAAGCUGAUGGUUCUUUCCAUAAAUGACCCACCAAGGAUGGAGAAGGACAGAAACCACAUGGCUGCAAGGAUAUUAGACCUCACCCUGGAGAUCAUCUCCUUGAUAACUGGAGAGGAUUACACAGUAGUGAAGAAGUCGUCUGGUGAGUGUGUGACACCCCGGGUGUCAGGAGGAUGGAGCAGGACCCAGAGCCCCAUCACCGAGCCUUCCACUCAUUCCCUAAAACAUGAGCAGAAGAUCCUAGAACUUACCACCAGGAUCACUGAGCUGCUGAGCGGAGAGGUUCCUUUAAGGUGUCAGGAUGUUGCUGUCUAUUUCUCCAUGGAGGAGUGGGAGUAUUUAGAAGGACACAAGGAUCUGUACAAGGAUGUCAUGACGGAGAAUCACCAGUCCCUAACGUUACCAGGUGAAGACGGGAUAAGCGAUGUCCAUGAACAUCUCCAUUUACCUUCCUGUCAUGAAGCAGAAGAUAACAACACCACACAAGAUGAUUCAGUAACUCCUAAUGUACCCUCGGUCCUUCACAGCGGAGAUCUAUCCACCGAUAUCGCUGGUUAUAAGAAACCCUCAUCUAAUCAAUCAUUGAUUGGCAAAACAAGAACUAAACAGAAACGUGGGAAAAUAUUUCCACGUGAGAAACGUUUUAAAAAUAAAUCUAACAUUUCUUUGCAGGAGACAAAUCACAGAGAUAAAGGGUCAUUUUCAUGCACUGAAUGUGGAAAAUCUUUUAUGAGGAAAUUCUUUCUAGUUAUACAUCAGAGAAUUCACACAGGAGAGAAGCCGUAUUCAUGCUCAGAAUGUGGAAAAAGUUUUAUUCUUAUACCAUCUCUUGUGGGACAUUUAAGAACUCACACAGGUGAGAAGCCAAAUUCAUGUACAGAAUGUGGGAAAUGUUUUGCCCAUAACUUAGCUUUUUUUAAUCAUCUGAGAAUUCACAAAAGGGAGCAACCAUUUGUAUGUUCAGAUUGUGGAAAAUGUUUUAAUCAAAAAGCGGUUCUUGAUCAACAUCUAAGAAGUCACACAGGAGAGAAACCAUUUUUAUGUCCUGAAUGUGGGAAAUGUUUUACUCGGAAAGCAUAUCUUGUGCAACAUAUAAGAAUUCACACAGGGGAGAAGCCGUUUUCAUGUUCAGAAUGUGGGAAAUGUUAUACCUUUAAAUUUUCUCUUCUUCUUCAUCAGAGAAAUCACAAAAAAGAGAAGCCAUAUUCAUGCUCAGAAUGUUUAAAAACUUUUAGUCAAAAAUCGCAUCUUGAUAGACAUCAGAAAAUUCAUAAAAAAGAGAAGCCAUAUUUAUGCUUAGAAUGUUUAAAAACUUUUAGUCGAAAAUCGCAUCUUGAUAGGCAUCAACAAACUCACACAAGAGAGAAGCCAUUUUCGUGUUCAGAAUGUGGAAAGUGUUUUAGUCAAAAAUCAAAUCUGAAUAGACAUCAGAAAACUCACACAGGAGAGAAGCCGUUUUCAUGCUCAGAAUGUGGAGCCCGUUUUGCCCAUAAAAGAGUUUUUCUUCAUCACUGCAGAACUCACACAGGAGAGACGUUUUCAUGCUCAGAAUGUGAAAAAUGUUUUAGUAAAAAAUCGAGUCUUGUUAGACAUCUCACACAGAGUAGAAAACAUUGUAAUUAUCAGAUUGUAAGAAACGUGUAGGACCAUUCUGUUAGGUGUAGGACCUGCUGUCUAACAAUGCCUUCAGAUGUAUACAUAACAUCAUAUUAAAUUAACUUCAUACACCAUGCUAAAAACUGUGCAGUAUAACAAAAAAAUACAAGUCACACGUCCCCUUCUAAAAAGACCUUUAGGCCGAGUUCACACGAACGUGUGUGACCCGUGCUGCGGCCCGCAAAUUGCGGGCCUCAAUGCAUGAUCGCCUGCCGUGAGUCAGCCGCAUCAGAUCGCGGACCUAUUCACUUUUAUGGGUCCGCGAUCCGCCCGUUCCGCAAAAAGAUAGGACAUGUUCUAUCUUUUGCGGAAUGGAAGUACGGGACGCAACCCCAC